AUUUUUUUUGUUUUGUUUACAUAAACUAUUUUAAUAAAUAAAUGCAAUAUAUGAAAAGUAGAUUAAUUAUUUAUUCGGCAUCUAAAAUUAGUAUGUAUUUUAACAUUAAAUAACGUAGCAAUACAUCAUCAAUACUCUCCUUGCAAAAGAUAAUUUUUUGGCCUCAGGUAGAUAACUUAUUCUUCACUUGUUCCAAAAAAUACUUAAAAUCAUCCCUCUUUGAAGUGUUACCUAUAAGUGCACGUCCAAAUACUUACCAAUAUAGUGACAACACAAAUUUCAAUAUAUUUUUUUUCAUUUUUUAAUUAAGAAGAAAGUAAGUUGUAAGGUUUUAAAUUGCGGUUGCGGUCGCGGAUGCGGUUGCGGUCGUGAAUGAUGCGAAAGCAUUCAUUGCAGAUGCUGCAGCGCGCAAUGCAGCUGUUGCAGCGUGAAAUCAUUUUGAAAUUUCACAUGCUAAAUAAAACUACUAUGUAACUACACUAUUUAUCCAUCAUUGUAUAGUCUUAGUCUAUUUCAUAAACACUAAUUUGAAUGUUCUUAAAAUUCACGGUUGAGAAAUCAUUAAAAUUAAGAUUUUUCAUUAGAUUUGACACAAAUUAUGAUUUGAAGUUCAUAAAUUUUAUUUUUUGGUGAGAAAAUUUGAACGAACAUCGCCGAAAACACCGCAGCAAUUGCGGUUAUGAUGCGGUUAUGAUGCAGUUGUACACGUGAAUUAAGAUCACACCGCAAUUGCGGUGCGAUGCGGUUGCGAAGGCUACCGCAGCAAUUGCGGAUGCGGACUGCGAUUUAAAACUUUGGUAUGUUGCAUAAAAAAAAAUUAAGAAGAAAGUGUGAAUUUAGAAGUUUUGUAGGUUACAUAAAUAUUUUCUCCUAUUUUUUCUGAUCUAAUCAUUUGUUUUAUUAAUUAAUCCCCUUUCAUAUCAAAGUUACCAUUUCUACAUCUCUCUCUAACAUAUUUUCCCCGACGCUGUUCUUCCCUCGUUUCCAUCGCAACUUCAUACAAUGGCGAGAAGCGCCUCUCAAUCAUCCCAAUCGGCAUCAUCCGCCGCCACGACACGACCAGGUGUAAUGGCACCACGCGGCUCCGCUGCCGCUACAGCCGGAAUGCGUCGUCGUCGUCUCGGAGGUGGAAACACAACCAGCUCAAGCUCUGCCGGAGGAGGAUCCAGCGGCGGAAAUAACAUGCUUCGAUUCUACACCGACGAUGCACCUGGCUUGAAGAUUUCACCAACGGUUGUUCUCGUAAUGAGUCUCUGUUUCAUUGGAUUCGUCACCGCUCUUCAUGUUUUUGGUAAACUCUACCGUUAUCGAUCUGCCGCUGGUGCUGGCGCUUGAUUUGAUCUCGAUUUUGAAUCUGAUGUAACGAUUUUUGGAUCUGAAUAUGCUUAAUAUUCUGAAACAUGCAUUUUUUUUUUCUAUUUAAAAUUUAUGAGGUUAAUUUAUUUGUUUGUACAUUUUGUUUUGCUUAAUUAGGAUUUAUGUUUUUCUAUCUCUGAA
Molecule: messenger RNA, 1497 nt
Organism: Trifolium pratense (red clover)
Lineage: Eukaryota; Viridiplantae; Streptophyta; Magnoliopsida; Fabales; Fabaceae
Product: protein transport protein Sec61 subunit beta-like
Exons: 1
Coding region: 1003-1335 (110 amino acids)
Biological process (GO): intracellular protein transport
Cellular component (GO): Sec61 translocon complex
Source: RefSeq, a predicted model, not a curated record